AUGAUAAAAGAUUACAAAAUUAAUAUUUAUUAUGGUAAGAACUACCCAUUUUUAUGUAGAACUGUGUUUGAUAUAUACCAGAGUUAUUUAAAAAAACAAAAAGCCAGCAACGUGACCGAUGAAUACUUUGAAGAAGUAUACGUAAAUUUUAUAAAUGACAAAACAGUUGUAGAUGAUAUAAAAGUUGAAUUUAUAAGAAGCAGUGUAUCUGACGAAGCUAGCAAAAAUCCUAAUACUAUUCAUGUAUCAAGCAGUGAUAAAAUUUUUGCAAUAAAUCUUGAUUAUUUAUUAGAAACAAAUUUAUACUAUUUUAUAAGAUAUAAUGAAAUUGUUAAUAAGAAUCUAAUAACUAACGUAUUUUUUCAAGCACAAUAUAAUGAAUGGAUUGAUUUUUUACGAAAUAAAGAUAUCGAAAAAAAUAUAAUACCUAUCUGUGAACAUAUUAACAAACAUUUAUAUCUUAAUACAUUCUUAUCUUCCCAUUAUUUAACACUUUCUGAUAUAUAUAUAUAUUAUGAAAUGCAUAAAUAUUUCAGUGGUAAUAUAACUACAAAUUUAAAAUAUCCAAAGCAAUAUAAAAAUAUUAAUAGGUGGUUUAAGUUAAUAACAUCUUUAAUACAUGAGCAUGUAUCUACUGAUGCUGAAUUAACACAACAUUUGAAAAUAAAAGAAAAAAUAUUUAAUUCAAGUGGUGGUAGAAGAUCAGGAAAUUGUGGAGAUAAAUGUUCUGGUGAUCAUGGAAAAGGAAGUAUAGCAUCUUAUGAAGGAAAAUUACAAAAUGCAGAAAAAGGCAAAGUUGUUACUCGAUUUCCACCUGAACCAUCAGGUUAUUUACACAUUGGUCAUAUAAAAGCUGCAUUUUUAAACAGUUAUUAUGCAAAUAUAUAUAAAGGAAAAAUGCUACUAAGAUUUGAUGAUACAAAUCCAGUUUUAGAGGAUGUAAAAUAUGAAAAUUCUAUUAUGGAAGAUUUAGAAAUAUUAGGUAUUAAGUAUGAAAAAAUAAGUUAUACUUCAGAUUAUUUUGAAUUAUUAGAAGAAUAUUGUAUUAAACUUAUCAAAAUGGAUAAGGCAUAUGCUGAUGAUACAAAUGUUGAUGAAAUGAGAAAUCAAAGAGGAGAAGGAAUCGAAUCAGUAAAUAGAAAUAAUUCGAUUGAAACAAAUUUAAAACUAUUUGAAGAAAUGCGUAAUGGUACAGAAAUUGGUAAGAAAAAUUGCAUUAGAGCAAAAAUAGAUAUGUCCAGUAAAAAUAAAUGUAUGAGAGAUCCAGUAUUAUAUAGAUGUAUAGUUGAUAUACCACAUCAUAGACAUGAAUUUAAAUAUAAAUGUUAUCCAACUUAUGAUUUUGCAUGCCCAAUUAUUGACUCUAUUGAAGGAGUAACACAUGCAUUAAGAACUAAUGAAUAUAGUGAUCGAAUUGAACAAUAUAACUGGUUUAUAUAUACAUUAGAAUUAAGAAAUGUCGAUAUAUAUGAAUUUAGUAGAUUAGCUUUUGUUAAAACUGUUAUGUCUAAAAGAAAAUUAAAAUGGUUUGUUGAAAAUAAUAUUGUUGAUGGAUGGACAGAUCCAAGAAUGCCAACCAUAAAAGGAAUAUUAAGAAGAGGAUUAACAAAAGAAGCUUUAUUUCAAUUCAUACUUGAACAAGGACCUUCAAAAGCUGGUAACUUAAUGCAAUGGGAUAAAUUAUGGUCUAUCAAUAAACAAAUUAUUGAUCCUAAUAUUCCGAGAUUUGCAGCUGUUGAUAUGAAUAAUGGUGUUAUAUUAAAAUUAACUGAUUUAAAAGAAGGAGAAGUUAUUGAAAAAACUAGAGAUUUACAUGUAAAAAAUAAAGAUCUAGGUACAUGCACUAUGUAUUAUACACAAAAAAUUUACAUAGAAUUAGAAGAUGCUCAAAUGAUAGGGCCAAAUGAAGAAAUAACUUUAAUUAAAUUAGGUAAUGUUAUUGUUAAGGGAAUUAUUAAAGAUGCUGAUGAUGUUAAUAAAAUAAAAGAAAUUAUUGCUGUAUCUAAUUUUGAUGGUGAUUUUAAAACUACAAAGAAAAAAAUACAUUGGCUACCUUAUAUUCCUGAUAAAUUAAUUAACUGUACUUUAUAUGAAUAUGACCAUUUAAUAACUGUUGAUAAAUUUGAAAAUGAUAAUAAAGAAGAUUGGACAAAUUGCAUUAAUCAAAAUAGCAAGUUCGAAACAGUAGCAUAUGCUGAACCUGCUCUAGCCGAUCUUAAGGUUGGAGACAAAUUCCAAUUUGAAAGACGAGGAUAUUUUAUUGUUGAUGAAAUAACAGAAGAUAACCACUUCCAUUUAAUAAAAAUACCCGAUGGAAAAUCAAAGAAUAUGUCUAUUAUAUCUACCAAAGUAAAUCCACAAAGUUUAGCAGGAACUAAAAAAUAA
Molecule: messenger RNA, 2385 nt
Organism: Plasmodium vinckei vinckei
Lineage: Eukaryota; Apicomplexa; Aconoidasida; Haemosporida; Plasmodiidae
Product: glutamate--tRNA ligase, putative
Exons: 1
Coding region: 1-2385 (794 amino acids)
Biological process (GO): glutamyl-tRNA aminoacylation; translation
Cellular component (GO): methionyl glutamyl tRNA synthetase complex; cytosol; cytoplasm
Molecular function (GO): glutamate-tRNA ligase activity; ATP binding
Source: RefSeq, a predicted model, not a curated record